Molecule: messenger RNA, 1134 nt
Organism: Hemiscyllium ocellatum (epaulette shark)
Lineage: Eukaryota; Metazoa; Chordata; Chondrichthyes; Orectolobiformes; Hemiscylliidae
Product: histidine-rich protein PFHRP-II-like
Exons: 3
Coding region: 1-1134 (377 amino acids)
Source: RefSeq, a predicted model, not a curated record
AUGGUGAACGUGAUGUCACAGGUAGUCAGGGUGGUGAAAGUGAUGUCACAGGUAGUCAAGGUGUUGAAAGUGAUGUCACAGUGUCACCACGCCGAGUCAUCACUGUACGAUCACCACGCCGAGUCAUCACUGGGCGAUCACCACGCCAAGUCAUCACUGGGCGAUCACCACGCUGGGUCAUCACUGGGCGAUCACCACACCGAGUCAUCACUGGGUGAUCACCACGCCGAGUCAUCACUGGGCGAUCACCACGCCGAGUCCUCACUGGGUGAUCACCAUGCAGAGUCAUCACUGGACAGUCACCACGCCGAGUCAUCACUGGGCGAUCACCAUGCCGAGUCAUCACUGUACGAUCACUACGCUGAGUCAUCACUGGCUGAUCACAAUGCCGAGUCAUCACUGGGUGAUCACAAUGCCGAGUCAUCACUGGGUGAUCACCACACCGAGUCAUCACUGGGUGAUCACCACGCUGAGUCAUCACUGGGCGAUCACCAUGCCGAGUCAUCACUGGGCGAUCACCACGCCGAGUCAUCAGCUGAGUCAUCGCUGGACGAUCACCACACCGAAUCAUCACUGGGCUAUCACCACGCCGAGUCAUCAUUGGGCGAUCACCACGCCGAGUCAUCACUGGGUGAUUACCACGCCGAGUCAUCACUGGGCGAUUACCACGCCGAGUCCUCACUGGACAGUCACCACGCCGAGUCAUCACUGGGCGAUCACCACGCUGAGUCAUCACUGGGUGAUUACCACGCCGAGUCAUCACUGGGCGAUCACCACGCUGAGUCAUCACUGGGCGAUCACCACGCCGUGUCAUCACUGAACAGUCACCACGCCGUGUCAUCACUGGGCGAUCACCAUGCCGAGUCAUCACUGAACAGUCACCACGCCGUGUCAUCACUGGGCGAUCACCAUGCCGAGUCAUCACUGAACAGUCACCACGCCGUGUCAUCACUGGGCGAUCACCAUGCCGAGUCAUCACUGAACAGUCACCACGCCGUGACAUCACUGGGCGAUCACCAUGCCGAGUCAUCGCUGGGCGAUCACCACGCCGAGUCCUUACUGGGUGAUGACCACGCCGAGUCAUCACUGUACGAUCACCACGCCGAGUCAUCACUGGACGAUCACCACCCCUAG